Molecule: messenger RNA, 1537 nt
Organism: Fonticula alba
Lineage: Eukaryota; Rotosphaerida; Fonticulaceae
Product: tyrosine aminotransferase
Exons: 8
Coding region: 85-1326 (413 amino acids)
Biological process (GO): biosynthetic process; aromatic amino acid metabolic process
Molecular function (GO): L-tyrosine:2-oxoglutarate transaminase activity; pyridoxal phosphate binding
Source: RefSeq, a predicted model, not a curated record
UAAGCCACCGCCCAGCCGCCCUCCCUCCAGCCGCCCUCACUUCCUCCCCCCCCCCGUCUGUCCUCCCCAGCCCCCUUCCCGUUGAUGACCAUGUCCGACUUCCCGGUUCUCAAGGCCUCCGCCUCCUCCCUGCGCACCACCAACCCCAUCCGUCAGAUCGUUGAUGGCAUGAAGACCGUCCCGAACCCCGACCUGGCGGACAUCCGCCUGUCCAUCGGUGACCCGACCAUUUUCGGGAACUUCUCCGUCCCCGACUCGGUCAAUGCCGCCCUCGUCGAGGCCAUCAACAGCAAGAAGUUCAACGGGUACCCCCCGUCCACCGGGUAUGAGUCCGCCCGUGCGGCCAUCGCCAAGGCCUACGGCUCGGACCCGCGCGCGCCCCUCACCCCGGCCGAUGUGAUCAUUGCCUCGGGCUGCUCCGGUGCCAUUGAGCUGGCCAUCAGCGCCAUGGCCGACGAGGGCCAGAACAUCCUCCUCCCCCGGCCGGGCUUCUCCCUGUACCAGACCAUCGCCGAGGCUCGUGGCGUCGAGGUCCGCCACUACGAUCUGGUGGCCGAGAAGAACUGGGAGGCUAGCAUCGAGUCGAUCGAGGCCCUGAUCGACGCGAAGACCGCCUUCAUCCUGAUCACCAACCCCUCGAACCCCUGCGGCUCGAACUACUCCGAGGCUCACCUCCUCGAGCUUCUCGCCGUGGCCCAAAAGCACCGGCUGCCCAUCUUUGCCGAUGAGAUUUACGCCGACAUGGUCUUCUCCGGCCAGACCUUCACCCACAUUGCUCGUCUGAGCACCGACGUGCCUGUCAUCUCGGCCGGUGGCCUGGCCAAGCGUUUCAUGGUCCCCGGCUGGCGCCUUGGCUGGCUGACCAUCCACGAUCGUCAUGGCCAGCUUGCCCAGAUCCGCGAUGGUCUGAACCGCCUCUCCCAGUUGGUUCUCGGUGCCAACUCCCUCCUCCAGGGCGUCCUGCCGACGAUCCUCCUCGAGACCGAGCAGUCCUACUUCGACAACAACAACCGCAUGCUCGAGGAGCUCGCCAACACCACUGUCGAGGCCAUCCGCAAGAUCCCCGGCCUGCAGCCGAUCGCCCCGCAGGGCGCCAUGUAUGUCAUGGUCAAGAUCGACCCGGUGGCCCUGCCCGAGUUUGCCGGCAAUGACAGCCGCUUCUGUGAGCGCCUCAUCGCCGAGCAGUCGGUCCACUGCCUGCCUGGUGCUUGCUUCGGUGUUCCGGGCUACUUCCGCAUUGUCUUCACCUCGCCCAAGGAGAAGCUGGCCGAGGCCUUCGCUCGUAUGGCCGACUUCUGCCGUAAGUAUCAUGUCUCCCAGGAGUAGAUGCCGAGGGGAUGGUUCCCCCUGCGUGACGUGUGCCAUGCCGCCCCGUCCCAAAGCCGCCUAUCCCCAUCGUCGUGACACGCAUUUGCGCCACCUGGGGUCCUUUUUUUUUUUCUUUUUCCCCUCUCGCUGGUCCAAUAUACACCCCGGCAGUUGGCAGAAAAGGCAAAAGAAAGCGAAGAGGCAUAUACACGCACACGCACAUACACAC